Messenger RNA from Pantherophis guttatus, 2535 nucleotides. RefSeq names its product GDP-D-glucose phosphorylase 1 (gene GDPGP1). Gene Ontology annotation, biological process: glucose metabolic process. Lineage: Eukaryota; Metazoa; Chordata; Lepidosauria; Squamata; Colubridae. Gene Ontology annotation, molecular function: GDP-D-glucose phosphorylase activity. Gene Ontology annotation, cellular component: cytoplasm. The record is from RefSeq and is a predicted model, not a curated record.
UCUACUGCCACGCGGAGCCCUCCGGCCGGCCGUCUUUCCUGCGGAAGUCCCGCCGCGGGCCCGCAGCCGGCUUCCCGCAUGGCCGCGGCGGGGCCCGGGGAGGCCGGGCAGGGCGGCGGGAGCCCCGCGGAGCCCCCCGAGCUCUUUUGCUACGGGCCGGAGGAGCUGGUGCUGCGCGGGGUGGAGUGGCCGAGAAGCGGCGCGGGGGCGGCCCUGGGCAGCCCCGCCGGGUCGCGCUUCGACCGGGCGCUGCGGGAAGGCUGGGAGGAGCGGCUGCGGCGGGGGCUGUUCCGCUACCGCCUGGGCCAGCUGCAGACGCGGGUCCUGCCGGGCAGGCUGGGGCUGGUGGCGCAGCUGAACGUGCAGCGGGCGACCGAGAGGAGGCGGCCCCAGGAGGUCCGCAGCGUCCGGCAGAGCUUCGAUCCCGGGCAGUUCAACUUCGGGCAGAUCCGGCGGGAGGAGGUCCUCUUCUGCCUGCGCCGGCGCGGCCCCGGCCUGGCCAGCUCGCCCGGGACCCUGGUGGCCAUCAACGUCAGUCCGCUGGAGCGGGGACACGUGCUGCUCAUCCCCGACCCUGCGCUCGCCCUGCCGCAGAUCCUCACCCCGGAGGCCCUGCUGGCGGGGCUGGACGCCCUGCUCCUCAGCGCCCAGCCCGGCUUCCGCCUGGGCUUCAACAGCCUGGGCGCUUUCGCCUCCGUCAACCACCUGCACCUGCACGGCUUUUACCUGGACUGGGAGCUCUCGGUGGAGUCCGCCCCCGGCGAGCCCCUCCUGCCCGAAGCGGGCCUCUACCUGCUGCGGGAAGCCCCGGCGCCCGCCUUCCUCUUCUACUGCGACGACGGGCGGCAGGUGGAGCCGCUGGCCCAUCGGAUCGGCCGGGCCACCCGCCAUCUGAGCCAGCGAGAGAUUGCCCACAACUUGUUCGCCACGCGCGGGGCUGCCCCCGAGGGCCCCCGUGGCUCCAGAGCUCGACCCGGCAUCCGGGUCAUUCUUUGGGCGCGGAAAGCCUGCUUCGGGACCAAAGAAGAAUUGGCCUUCAACGUAGCAGUUUGUGAACUGGCAGGACAUCUGCCCACCAAAACUGUCCAGGAAUACCAAGGCCUCACCGAGGCCUCAGCCCUUCACAGGAUUCAGCAAUGUCUCCUCCCAGACAGCCAGUUAGCCCAGCUUCAGCGAGAGCUUGUGGACCUCCUCCGAGAGUUGCCCUCCUCACCUCCAUGGCCUUCCUGACAAGUGGGCUGGAAGAAGCCCCCUUCAGGCCCAGGCCCCAGGGUUCCACCCCUGCCAGGAUGCCGAGCUACCCGCCGCAAUGUGGGGCUGCUCAGGAGGAAGCCAGGCUGAUGGAAGUUGGGGGUCUGUUUUAUGUUUAUGUUUUACUGUUUUACAGGCCGCCUCCCAGGGUUGUGUUAUAUAUGGCCCCCCAAAUGCUUUUUAAAAAAUCAGUUCAAAUGCAUUGGUUCUUCGUUUUGCAUUACACACUUUACCUCCAAAGAGAAUACAUAGAGUGUGUGUGUGCAUUUUUCGGUUGUAUUAAAAAUGUAUUAACGGUGUUUAAAACCACUCAUGGGUCUGUUGAAUUGGAGCAGCAUGCAAGGCCAAAUAAAUACAUAUACUUUAUUUUUAUGAGCUCCCUUCUAUUUAUAGGGAAAAGGCAAAAUUGUAUGCUGUCAAUUUAUUUAAUGAACUGAAUUUCAUUUCAACUAAUAGACUGCAAUACGAGAAGGACUGGAUCAGAAGAAAUAGAAGUUGGAAUUAACAUUACAGGAAAAAAAGCUUUGACAAUCUUAGGAUGAAAGAGGAGAGAGUAAAAAGCCAGUUGAAUAUUGAAUCUUCUGAAUCAGAAUAGAUCUGGAAGGGACCUUGGAGGUCUUCUAGUCCAACCCCCUGUUCAAGCAGAAGACCUUAUACCAUUUCAGACAAGUGACUAUCAGUACUGGCCUAAUGCAGAUACACUGAGAAAGUAUGUCUUGGAACAGUGCCAUACUUUUUCUCUCUAGGCUCAAGACAAGGGUCAUGAAAUACAGAGGCAUCAGCUAUCUGGGAGGAAGGAAGACCAUAUCAGACCCAGAACAAAUCAGCAGAGACACCAUACACAAAACUAUGUAUUGUCAAGGCCACAUUUUUUCCCCAGGCUGAGAAAGGCUGAAGGAAGAAAAAUGGAUGUUUUACAUUAUGGUGCAGAAGAAAACAAGAUCAAAUCACUCCAUGCUAUUUGCUCUACUGGAAGCACUAAUAAAAACGCUGAAGCUUAAUUUUGAAACUUAAUGUGAAGACAGUAGAGAAGUUCCUGAUGUUUGGAAAAAUCUAAGGCCAUUAAAGCCAACAGAAGACAGGGCACUCAUGAUAGAAUCUGGGUACCCUGACUUCUGUUGGCCUCCCUAUCAAGAUAGUUCCCAUUGGUUGGAAUUGACUGAUAAUAGCAUAAAAGCAUAAAAGAUGGGCAUUAUGCAAACACAACCCUUUUUUUAGACUGUUUUUCUUAGUCCAAUUACAAGAUGCUAGAUUUACAUUAAAGAUUUUGUGGCUAAAAACUUC